GGAAAUCUAGUACUAGCUAGUACUAUUGUAACAACUAACACGCGCAGUGGUGACUUGAGAGUUGAGAGAGAGAGAAGUAUAGAAGAAAGAAGCAGUGUGCGUGCGUGCGUGAUUCUGAAGCGAAGCAACACUUCCAAACAAUUGUUUUGUUCUUCUUCUUCUUCUUCAAACUCAACAAUGGCAGAACCCAAAGUUAAAUACGAUCGCCAACUCAGAAUAUGGGGUGACCAAGGACAGGCAGCUCUUGAGAAAUCUAAUAUUUGCUUACUUAACUGUGGUCCUACUGGUUCUGAGACACUUAAGAAUCUUGUUCUUGGUGGGAUUGGAAGCAUCACUGUAGUUGAUGGAUCUAAAGUUGAAGUCGGUGACCUUGGAAACAAUUUUUUGGUGGAUCAAUCAAGCCUUGGGCAGUCAAAGGCAAAAUGUGUUUGCUCAUUUCUCCAGGAGCUAAAUGACGCAGUUAAAGCAAAAUUUGUAGAAGAGUAUCCAGAUACUUUGAUCGAGACAAAUCCAUCAUUCUUUUCUCAAUUUACUUUGGUUGUUGCAACGCAGCUGGUGGAAAGUUCAAUGGUAAAGCUUGACCGAAUCUGCAGGGAGGCAAAUGUUAUAUUGAUCUUUGCCCGCUCCUAUGGCCUUACUGGGUUUGUACGAAUCAGUUUGAAGGAACAUACUGUGAUUGAGUCAAAGCCUGAGCAUUUUUUGGAUGAUCUUCGGUUAAAUAACCCUUGGCCUGAACUCAAGAGUUUUGCAGAGGGGUUUGACUUGAACGUGCAAGAUCCUGUUGCUCAUAAGCAUAUACCCUAUGUCGUCAUUCUUGUCAAGUUGGCUGAUGAGUGGGCCAAGAGCCAUGGUGGUAGCCUGCCAUCAACCAGAGAAGAAAAAAAGGAAUUUAAGGAUCUUCUUAAGGCUGGGAUGGUUGCACAAGAUGAAGAUAAUUAUAGAGAAGCUAUUGAAUCCUCAUUCAAAGUAUUUGCACCCCGAGGAAUUAGUUCGGAGUUGCAACAGAUACUAAAUGAUAGUUCUGUGGAAGUAGACUCUAGUUCGUCAGAUUUUUGGGUGUUGGUGGCAGCUCUAAAGGACUUUGUUACAAAUGAAGGCGGUGGGGAGGCACCUCUUGAAGGAUCUAUACCAGAUAUGACUUCUUCCACAGAGCAAUAUGUGAAUUUGCAGAAUAUCUAUCAGGCUAAGGCUGAGGCUGACUUUCUUGCAAUAGAACAAAUGGUGAGAAAUACUUUGAAGAAAAUUGGUAGAGAUCCAAAUAGCAUUCCAACGGCAACAAUUAAAAGCUUCUGUAAAAAUGCAAGAAAACUCAAAGUUUGCAGAUAUCGUCCGAUUGAAAAUGAGUUUAACUCUCCAAACCUACCUGAGUUACAAAAGUACCUAACUGACGAGGAUUACAGGUUAUCCCCGUUUAUAGUUAACUCUUCAAACCUACCUGAGUUACAAAACAUUGCUGUGGGAAUUUAUAUUUUGCUUCGUGCUGUUGACCGGUUUGCUGCUAAUUACAACAGUUUUCCUGGACAGUUUGACAGUGCAAUGGAUGAGGAUAUAGCUCGAUUAAAGAGCACAACAAUCGGCCUACUUAAUGACUUGGGAUGCAACAGUGCUGCUUUGCCUGAGGACCUUAUCAAUGAGAUGUGUCGAUUUGGUGCUGCAGAGCUUCAUGCUGUUGCUGCUUUGGUUGGAGGAAUUGCAUCGCAAGAAGUGAUCAAGCUCAUAACAAGGCAAUUUGUACCAAUAUCGGGGACCUACAUAUUCAACGGAAUCGACCACAAGUCACAAAUAUUGUUUUUGUAACAGGUUUUAUUAUGGUAGUACUUAACGACUUGUUUGGCUUCGUAACUUACUCGGUAGUCUUUAUCCUUACAUUGUAAUUUUUAAUGGUGCUGAUGUAGAGUUCUAUCAGAACUGGAUUAUUAUCUAUGCAUCCAUGCAUUUUACAAUGUGCACUUUGGGGCAUUUUUGCUUGUUUAAGUUGCGAACAUGCACAGAAAUUUUGUAAUUACGGCAUGGAUCUUGGACAAAUACAGGUAGAGAAAAGAGAUAUUAAUUGCAAAAGUGAGUUCAUUUUAUCAAAUGAAUUUUGUU
Trifolium pratense (red clover) is the source of this 2088-nucleotide messenger RNA. RefSeq names its product NEDD8-activating enzyme E1 regulatory subunit AXR1-like. The transcript has 14 exons. The record is from RefSeq and is a predicted model, not a curated record. Lineage: Eukaryota; Viridiplantae; Streptophyta; Magnoliopsida; Fabales; Fabaceae. Gene Ontology annotation, biological process: protein neddylation. Gene Ontology annotation, molecular function: NEDD8 activating enzyme activity. Gene Ontology annotation, cellular component: cytoplasm. Bases 178 to 1797 code for a protein of 539 amino acids.